AUGGCCACGCCCGCCCCGGGAGCAAGCAAAGAUGCUCCCACCAACCCGCGAGGCAUUCCCUAUGCGCCCUUCGUCGACAAGGUCGAGGACUAUGCCACCACCCGCGCUGACGUUGAGCCGACCCUCAAGAGCUUCCAGGAGAUGAUCUCCAAGUACCAGUUCAUGCAGGUCAACACCGAGCGCCGCGCCGCUGGCCUGAAGGACAAGAUCCCCGACAUCCAGAAGACGCUGGACACGGCUAAGGUCAACCGCGUUCAGCCCGGAUCCGACCCCAUUGAGACGACGUUCGAGCUCAACGACACGCUCUACGCGAAGGCCCAGAUUCCGCCUACCGAAGAGGUCUAUCUAUGGCUUGGGGCGAACGUCAUGCUGGCGUACCCCAUCCCAGAGGCCGAGGACUUGCUUGACAACAAGCUCAAGACGGCGCAGGUCAGCCUCUCAAACUGCGAGGAGGAUUUGGAUUUCCUGCGCGAGCAGAUCACGACGUUGGAGGUCGCUACCGCUCGUGUGUACAACUGGGAUGUUGCCCAGCGCCGCAAAGAGAGGCUCGAGGCCGAGGAAGCCGAGGGCAAAAAGUCAAAGGACUGA
Diplodia corticola is the source of this 588-nucleotide messenger RNA. Its product is annotated as prefoldin subunit. The transcript is spliced from 6 exons. NCBI's taxonomy places the organism in Eukaryota, Fungi, Ascomycota, Dothideomycetes, Botryosphaeriales, Botryosphaeriaceae. Gene Ontology annotation, biological process: protein folding; microtubule-based process; tubulin complex assembly. The record is from RefSeq and is a predicted model, not a curated record. The coding region runs from base 1 to 588 and encodes 195 amino acids. Gene Ontology annotation, molecular function: tubulin binding. Gene Ontology annotation, cellular component: cytoplasm; prefoldin complex.